AUGGGCAAGAUCCUGCAGAAGAAGAAGGCUCGCUCUGGCCUCUCCAAGGCCAAGGCCAAGAACAACCGCCUGAAGAGCGGCAACAAGAAGAUCAAUGUGCUGGGCAACGCCAUCAUCGCCCAAAACUGGGAUCGCAACUUGACCCUUACGCAAAACUACAAGAAUCUCGGUCUGCUGCACAAGCUUAACGCUCCCACCGGCGGUAAAGAACGAAUCCCCGGACGCAACGACUUGCAAGAGAAGUCGAACUCGCUCCACAUCAACGGCAGCGCUACUGCAGCCGCACAGAUCGAUCUGGGCGAAACAAAGGUCGAGCGCGAUCCCGAGACUGGCAAGAUUCUGCGAGUGAUUCACGACUACGACGAGAUCGAAGUUGCAGGCCAGAAGCGGCGGCGCGAUAACCCGCUCAACGACCCUCUGAACGACCUAUCAGACAACGAAGACGCCCCUUCCCGGGUUAUCUCCGGCUCCAGGGUUGUUCAGCAGUUGGAGCGCCAGGCUGAUUUGGAGGGACAGGGCGAAAAGGCCAAGAAGCCGCGGCAUCAGAGCAGCCGCGAGGGAGAAUGGAUCUCGCAGUUGAUUGAGAAGCACGGGGAUAAUAUCUCGGCUAUGGUCCGUGACCGCAAGCUGAACCCCAUGCAACAGACUGGGGGCGAUAUCCGGAGGAGAAUCAAUAAGUGGAAGAAGAGCCAGGCAUGA
Molecule: messenger RNA, 699 nt
Organism: Penicillium daleae
Lineage: Eukaryota; Fungi; Ascomycota; Eurotiomycetes; Eurotiales; Aspergillaceae
Product: nucleolar protein 16
Exons: 2
Coding region: 1-699 (232 amino acids)
Biological process (GO): ribosomal large subunit biogenesis
Cellular component (GO): nucleolus
Source: RefSeq, a predicted model, not a curated record